Molecule: messenger RNA, 2406 nt
Organism: Aspergillus glaucus CBS 516.65
Lineage: Eukaryota; Fungi; Ascomycota; Eurotiomycetes; Eurotiales; Aspergillaceae
Exons: 3
Coding region: 106-2310 (734 amino acids)
Source: RefSeq, a predicted model, not a curated record
CACCUCGUCAUCUCUACCCUUCAGCAUCCAACACUCUACAACAACCACCCUGGAUUGCUGUUACGAUCAUGUAGCACCUUUUUGAACCAAAGCAGAUGAACAACGAUGGUGCUCUCGCUAUCUGUCCCUAGCUUCUCCAGAUCCUCGUCCUCAUCCCCCACGACUCAACCCGACAACAACAACAACGACAACGACAACAACCAGAAUAACCAGAAUAACCACCGUCGCCAUCGCUCCUCAACCUCAACAAAACACCCAUGGCGUCCAACAUCCGUCCUCUCCUCCUCCACCAACCACACCCCAUCCUCCUCCACCAGCAAUAGCAGCAGCAACAUCCUCCGCGCUCCAUUCACCACCCGCACCCGCCCAUCCUUCUCAAAAACAAAAGAACAACUCGAAGAACACCACCGCGAACAAGCAGAACUCAACACGGCCCUGGAAACCCUAGCCCGGGUCUUUCCGGAUGUCAAGGUCGAAGUAUUCCGGGAGAUGCUGGUGCGGUUCGAUGGGAAUAGUCGGGUUGAGGUUUGCGUGGAGGAGUUGUUGAGGCAUAAGAAGGAGUGGGUUGGAGGGAGGUGGAAUGUUCCUGAUGGUGAUAAUACUGGAUCUAGGGGUGGUGGUGAGAAAGUGGUUGGGGGUGAUGGUGAAGGCGCAGUACCCUACGAGGAACGAUUUCGAUCCGAUGAAUACAAAGCAGCUGUCAAGGCGGUACUGGGGAAAGAAUUCACAGCGCUGAGCAAGAGUACCGUUGACGCGGUUCUGGCAGAGGUGAAUUUCUGCUAUCACCGGGCGAGACCUACACUACGAGACCUGGCGCGACGGACAUGGCGCGCGACGUUUAAUAACCUGUUUCCAUCGUUCAAGCGGAAGAAAGACCUUCCCAGGUUGAAAGAGACGGGGUGUGCGGAGUUAGAUCGCGAACUGCAUGAGGCGCUAUUGGCGCCGUUGCUGCGGCAGAGGCAGGAGGAGCAGCAAGAAAAAGAUUUCCGGAUGGCGGAGGAGUUGAAUGAGAGUGAAGCCAAGGUUGCUGAUGCGCUGUAUGAAUGCGAGUGCUGCCUGUCGGAUGUGACGUUCGAGCAGAUAUCGACGUGUUCGGUGGCUGGACAUGUUAUAUGCUACGGGUGUAUACAGAGGACUGUGCAUGAAGCGCUGUUCGGGCAGGGGUGGAAUAAAUCCGUUGAUAUCGAACGGUCGACGCUGAAGUGUCUUGCGCCGCUCUCGCAUGGGAAUUGCGACGGGACUUUACAUACGAAUAUCGUGAAGCGGGCGAUUCUACUGGAUAAGGCAGGAUUCGAGACGCAUCGGAAGUUUGAGGACAGGCUUGCCAGCGAGGCACUGCUGAAAUCGCAGUACAAGCUUAUUCGCUGCCUGUUUUGUUCGUACGCUGAGGUUGAUCCGGUUUAUCAUCCUUCGGUUAGGGGUGUGCGAUGGCGGUUUCGGACUAAUGGGUUUGUUGCUAUGAUUGUCAUGACCAUCCUGUUUAUUGACUUGAUAUGUCUACUUGCGGUUCCUAUGUUUAUCCUCUGGUUGAUGGACCCGUCUGCCAUUCCUGCUAUUCUGCAGAAUUCGCUGCUGAAUCUGUGUCUCAAGAUUCGCCCGAAACGGUUUACUUGUGCGCAUCCGGCUUGUCGACGGGUUAGUUGCAUUACCUGCCAGAAACCAUGGCGGGACCCGCAUGUUUGCCAUGAGCCGUUGCUACUUGAUCUACGAGCGACGGUGGAGGCAGCUCGCACGGCAGCCGUCAAACGAACAUGUCCCCGAUGUGGUCUAUCCUUUGUCAAAUCCUCCGGCUGCAACAAAUUAACCUGCGUCUGCGGCUACUCCAUGUGCUACCUCUGCCGCAAAGCCCUAGGCCCACCCCUCGAACCAGCCCUCCAACCCCGCCGUCGUCGCCCACCCCGCCGCAAUCAAGAAAACAACCCCCCAGACCAAACAGACGAAUACGAGGAUGAAAACGACGAGCCCGAAGAACCCGAAGGCUACCGGCACUUCUGCGAACAUUUCCGACCAAACCCCGGCUCACGCUGCACCGAGUGCAACAAAUGCGACCUCUACCAAUCUGAAGACGAAGACGCUGUUGCACGACGCGCUGGUGAACGCGCCGAGCGCGAGUGGCGGAUUAGACAGGGUAUGACUGGCGGCGCUGGCGCUGUUCCGGGCGUUGGGAAUCGGAAUGUCAAUCUUGAUUUACGGGAUUGGAAUUGGAGGUAUUGGAUGUUUGAUAUGUGGGCUGAUGGGUCGUGGAGGGUUGAGGGACAGACGGCGGUGGAUUGGGUUGUGGAGAGGGUUGUUGUUGUUGAUGAUAUUUGAGCUUUUCUUUUCUCUUCUUGUGUCUUUUCAUUCUCAUUUGGGUACUGCUUUGUUUCUUUCGGGGUUACUUUCUUGUGACUGUUUUAUUUAAUACUU